This is a messenger RNA of Staurois parvus, 415 nucleotides long. NCBI's taxonomy places the organism in Eukaryota, Metazoa, Chordata, Amphibia, Anura, Ranidae. The record is from the annotation of a GenBank genome assembly.
AUGGGCCCCUGUACCGCCUCCUCAUGCUGCUGCCAGGCCCCUAAUCUGCCAUGGGCCCCUAUACCGCCUCCUCAUGCUGCUGCCAGGUCCAGAGUCUCUCAUGGGUCCCUGUACGGCCUCCCAUUGCUGCUGUCUCCAUCGCCACACUCUGCCAUGUGCCACUUUCAGGUCUCCUCACACUGCUGGUGUGUUCCAUUUUUUGUCAUAGGGUGCUGGCAGAUUACGGGCCUCCCAUAGCUGCUGCCAGGCCCUAAUCUGCCAUGGGCCCCUGUACUCCUCUGCUACCGCCUCCUCAUGCUGCUGCCCUGUAGGUCCAGUCUCAUGCCAUGUGCCACUUUCAGGUCUCCUCACAGCUGGUGUGUUCAUUUUGACAUAGGGUGCUGGCAGAUUACGGGCCUCCCAUAGCUGCUGCCAG